This is a messenger RNA of Oryzias latipes (Japanese medaka), 4466 nucleotides long. RefSeq names its product xanthine dehydrogenase (gene xdh). Lineage: Eukaryota; Metazoa; Chordata; Actinopteri; Beloniformes; Adrianichthyidae. Gene Ontology annotation, molecular function: 2 iron, 2 sulfur cluster binding; molybdopterin cofactor binding; iron ion binding. The record is from RefSeq and is a predicted model, not a curated record.
GAUCCUCCACAAGUCAGACGCAUCACAGCGUGACCGUUGCCGAUUCAGAAGAACUAGAGGUCCUUUCUGCUUCGGAACGCACCGUAACCCUGACCUUAGGCGGUCCUUGGAUCUCCUGUGAGGAGAAGUAGGAGGAGCCAGUCCAGACACCAGGAGGAGAAUUUUUUUUUUCCUCCUGAAGAUAAAUCUAAAUCAGUGAAGAUCUGCAGCAGGAUGAUCAGAAACCGAGACAACUCCACCAUGAAAGGCGAGAAUGUGGUUGACGCCGGACGGAACUGGUCCGGAUCCAACGAGCUUGUCUUCUUUGUCAAUGGCAAGAAGGUUGUGGUGGAAAACCCCGAUCCAGAGAUGACACUUCUGACUUAUCUAAGAAGAAAACUGGGUUUGACAGGGACAAAGCUGGGUUGCGCUGAAGGUGGCUGUGGUGCCUGCACCGUCAUGCUGUCCAGAUACCAGCCGCACUCCGGAGAGCUGCUUCACCUUGCCGUCAACGCCUGUCUCGCCCCGCUCUGCUCUCUACACAUGCAAGCGGUGACCACGAUUGAAGGAAUCGGAAGCAUGGCUAAAAAACUACACCCUGUUCAGGAGCGGAUUGCAAAGUCCCACGGUUCCCAGUGUGGGUUCUGCACGCCAGGAAUUGUUAUGUCCAUGUACGCUCUGUUAAGAAACAAGCCCACCCCCACUAUGGCUGAGGUGGAGGAGGCUUUCCAUGGAAACCUCUGCCGCUGUACCGGAUACAGACCCAUUUUGGAGGGCUACAGGACCUUCACCAAGGAGGGUGGUUGCUGUGGAGAUAGGGGGGUGAAUGGAGGCUGCUGUAAGGCCAACGGGAGCACUGCUUUAAAAAGCUCUGAGGAGGAUGAUGAAGGCACGUCACUGUUCAACACGGCAGACUUCACACCUUACGACCCCACCCAGGAAGUAAUCUUCCCUCCUGCACUCAUGAUCCUAUGUAAGAACGAGGGGUCACUGCCUCUGUGUUUCCGAGGCGAACGCACAACGUGGCUGCAGCCCGCUACCCUGGACCAGUUCUUGCGUCUGAAGUGGGAACACCCAGAGGCCCGGGUGGUGGUGGGAAACACCGAAGUAGGGAUCGAGGUGAAGUUCAAGAACAUGGUUUACCCGGUCAUCCUGGCUCCAGCUUUCAUCCAAGAGCUGAAUGCAGUGACUCACAAAGAGGACGGUAUCACCUUUGGUGCAGCGUGCACCCUAAGCCACAUGGGAGAAGUGCUGAGGCAAGCGGUGGAGACUUUACCCCCUCAUCAGACUCAAGUUUUCCUUUCCAUUCUGGAGCAGCUGCGAUGGUUCGCUGGACAGCAGAUACGAAACGUAGCAGCUGUGGGUGGAAACAUCAUGACAGCCAGCCCCAUAUCAGACCUGAACCCCGUCUUUAUGGCUGCCGGCUGCAAGCUCACUCUGAUGGACAAGGAUGGCGGUCGUGUGGUUCAGAUGGACGAUGGCUUCUUCACAGGUUACAGGAAGACAGUUGUGCGACCGCAGGAGAUCCUUCUCUCCGUACACAUCCCUUAUAGCAAGAAAACUCAGUUCGUCUGCGCCUUCAAACAGUCCCCUCGCCGUGAGGAUGAUAUCAGCAUCGUCACUGCAGGCAUGAGCGUCACCUUCACUCCUGGCACUGAUGUGGUGGACGAUCUAAAGCUAAGCUUUGGAGGUAUGGCGCCGACCACAGUGUUGGCCAAGAAGACAGCAAGCCGUCUGCAAGGAUGGAAAUGGGGGGAGGAACUUCUGCAAGAAGCCUGUUCCUCAUUGGCUGAAGAGAUGAACCUUGACCCCUCUGCACCAGGUGGCAUGGUGACAUACCGGCGAACACUGACCCUGAGUCUUUUCUACAAAUUUUAUUUGAGAGUGUUGCAGAAGCUCCACCUGCGGGGUGUAUCUGCGCAUGGGAUUGACACAAAGUGUUUGAGCGCCACAGAGAUCUAUAAUCCCACCACGCCAUCCAGUGUUCAAGUCUACCAGGCAGUCCCAAAGGGGCAGAGCCAGGACGAUGUGGUGGGACGUCCUAUGAUGCAUGUGUCGGCCAUCAAACAGGCCACCGGUGAAGCUAUUUACUGUGAUGAUGUGCCGUUGUAUGAGAACGAGCUCUACCUGGCCCUUAUCACCAGCACCAAGGCUCAUGGUCGGAUACUCACCGUGGAUACAUCAGCAGCGGAGCGUUUGCCUGGCGUGGUUUGUUCCCUGUUUGCCGACUCUGUCCCUGGAAGCAAAAUCACAGGAAUCAAACAGGAUGAAACCGUGUUUGCUGAUGGACAGGUAACAUGUGUGGGUCAAAUAAUCGGAGCGGUGGUGGCCGACAGUCAGCCUCAUGCUCAAAGAGCCGCCAAGGCGGUGAAAAUUGAAUAUGAGGAGCUGCAGCCUGUCAUAACCAUCCAGGAAGCCAUCACUGCUCAAUCCUUUUAUGAGCCAAUCCGAACUCUUCAGAACGGAGAUGUUGAGGUGGGGUUUAAGCAGGCGGAAAAGAUCCUUGAGGGUGAGAUGCACAUCGGAGGUCAAGAGCAUUUUUACUUGGAGACUCAUGUCACUUUGGCCGUUCCCAAAGAAGAUGGAGAGAUGGAGCUUUUCGUUUCAACGCAGUCUCCCAAUGACACACAGUCUCAUGUUGCUAAGGCCCUCGGUGUCCCAGCUAACAGGGUGGUAGUCCGGGUGAAGAGGUUGGGUGGUGGCUUUGGGGGUAAAGAAAGCCGCUCCACAGUGUUGUCAACUGUUGUUGCAGUGGCGGCAAACAAGCUGGGGAGGCCUAUCAGGUGUAUGCUGGACAGAGAUGAGGACAUGCUCAUUACCGGAGGACGACAUCCCUUCUUUGGGAAAUAUAAAGUUGGUUUUUCAAACAGUGGAAAAGUGGUAGCCCUGGAUGUGACCUAUUACAGCAAUGCUGGAAAUUCCAUGGACCUUUCUCUAUCAAUUAUGGAGCGUGCUCUUUUUCAUAUGGAGAACUCCUACAGUAUACCAAAUGUGCGUGGCCGUGGCUUCCUGUGCCGCACCAAUCUGCCAUCCAACACCGCUUUCAGAGGAUUUGGAGGACCACAAGGCAUGAUGAUUGCUGAAAGCUGGAUAACUGAUGUGGCUCAGAGCCUGGGCCUCCCAGCUGAGGAGGUGCGAAGGCUGAAUUUGUACAUGGAGGGUGAGAAAACGCCAUACAACCAGAUCCUGCAUGGGCUGACCUUAGAUCGUUGCUGGAACGAGUGUCUGUCACAAUCCAGAUAUGAAGAAAAACGAGCCGCGGCUGGCCUCUUCAACAAACAGAACCGAUGGACCAAACGAGGCAUUGCCGUAGUUCCCACCAAGUUUGGCAUCAGCUUCACUGCCGCUUUCCUCAACCAGGCUGGUGCUCUGGUUCACAUCUACACUGAUGGCUCUGUACUGUUGACUCAUGGAGGAACUGAAAUGGGCCAGGGCCUUCACACCAAGAUGGUCCAGGUAGCUAGCAGGGUUCUGGGUAUCGCCUCAUCCAAGAUUCACAUCUCAGAGACCAGCACCAACACAGUUCCCAAUACUAGCCCCACUGCUGCCUCAGCGUCCUCCGACCUCAACGGAGCUGCUGUUCAGGCUGCCUGUGAGACACUGCUGAAGCGCCUGGAACCCUACAAGACGAAAAACCCCAAAGGCCCAUGGGAGGACUGGGUGAAGGCUGCAUAUUUUGACAGAGUCAACCUCAGCGCCAACGGGUUUUAUAAGACUCCAGAUCUUGGGUACAGCUUUGAAACCAACUCUGGCAGAGUUUUCAACUACUUCAGUUAUGGAGUGGCCUGUUCAGAGGUGGAGAUUGACUGUCUGACCGGAGCUCAUGAGAACUUGAGCACCACAAUUGUAAUGGAUGUCGGCAGCAGUUUGAACCCAGCUAUUGACAUCGGACAGGUCGAAGGGGGAUUCAUUCAGGGGUUGGGUCUCUUUACCCUAGAGGAGCUUCAUUAUUCACCUGCAGGCGUCCUCCUCACUCGUGGGCCUGGUUCUUACAAGAUCCCAGCCUUCGGUGAUAUUCCUACACAGCUAACUGUCUCUCUCCUUCGUGAUGCCCCCAAUGAUAAAGCCAUCUUUGCCUCCAAGGCUGUGGGUGAGCCUCCUCUCUUCCUGGCGUCAUCUGUUUUCUACGCCAUCAAAGAUGCCAUUAGUGCUGCCCGGGCAGAGUCGGGCCUCAAAGGACCAUUCAAGCUGGACAGUCCUGCAUCUGCUGAGAGAAUCCGCAACGCAUGCGUUGACCACUUCACAAAACUGUGUCCUCCUGCAGAGCCAGGAACCUAUAAUCCCUGGUCCGUUCAAGUGUAAAAUGGAGAAUUACUGUUAAAUGCAACAUCGGCCACUCACAGUAGAAGCAUCAGGGUGGUCAAAGACAAAGCAUAUCUUCCUUCAUGAACUUUAAGAGUGCAGGAACCAAGAUGGGUUACUUUUUUUCCUUUUAUUUGCUGAUCUAGACCAAAUUAAAAUGUAUAUCGUUUUUGAGUCUCACUGUU